UUUAGGUUCCCCCCCCCCCUGCCCGGUACCGGGCGUUCCGGCCGCCAUGGCCGCGGCGGGAGGAGGCGGCGGGGCCGGGCCGGGCAGGGCCCUGCAGGCCGCCAUGAGGGCGGCGAGCGGGGCGCUGGAGAUGGACAGCGGGGGGAGGCCGGGGGAGGCCUACGUGGAGUACCUGAAGAGCAUCGCCCUCAUCUCGCAGGCCCUGCAGGACGAAGCACUCACAGCUGGGGGCGAGGGGCUCGGCCCCGACACGCCGAAGAUGCUGAAGCUGGCGGAGCAGUGCCUGGAGAGGGUCAAGUCCCUGGCGGCCGCGCUGGGCAAAGGCAAGGCGAAAGCGGCCCCGCAGGAGCGCGGCGGGGGGCCCGCUCCCGUCUCCAGGCACCGCAGGGUCUUCUCGGAUGAAGGGGGGAAGCUCUCGCCCUUCCUGCCCCCGGAGAUCUUCCAGAAGCUGCAGAUCGCCGAGGCGCAGGCAGCCCGCAAGGAGCUGACCCCGCUGGAGGAGGCAUCGCUGCAGAACCAGAAGCUGAAGGCUGCCUACGAGGCGCGGGUGGCGCGGCUCAACCCCAGCCAGGCCGUGCAGAAAACCUCGCUGACGCUGUCCCUGCAGCGGCAGAUGAUGGAGAACCUGGUGAUCGCCAAGGCGCGGGAGGAGACCCUGCAGCGGAAAAUGGAGGAGCGGCGGCUGCGGCUGCAGGAGGCGGCCAACAGGAGGUUCUCCAGCAGCGUGGCCCUCACCCCCGAGGAGCAGGAGCAGAGAGCGCUGUACGCUGCCAUCCUGGAGUACGAGCAGGACCAUGACUGGCCGCGGCAGUGGAAGGCCAGGCUGAAGAGGAGCCCAGCAGACCUGUCCCUGGUGACGGGGCUCUUCUCCUGCCUCCUCAGCUUCCCCGAGCACCCCAUUGCCCAGCUCCUGCGCAAGCUGCAGUGCGCGGUGUACACGCGGCUGUACCCGGCUGUGAGCCAGAGCAGCCCCGAGGCUGCCCCCACAGCCCCCGCCAGCCUCUCCUUCCUCUCUCUGGACUGCGGGGGGGUUGCUGCCUGCAGAGCCGGGGGGCCGGCGGCUCCGAGCCUCAGCGCAGCCUGCACUGCAUGUUCUCGGUGCCCGAGCACGGCCCAGCCGAGCUGCGGCACAGCCUCUCCAGCGCGCCCCUCGCCGACGGCAGCCCCGACGCCCCCGGGACUGGAGGGGGACCCCCAGGCCCCCCGGGAGAGCUCCUUCGAGGACCUGGAGCGGUUCCUGGCCUCACCCGAGGACUGGCCCUUGGGGGAGCCCCCCGGGCAGGCAGCGUCGCUGCAGGAGCAGCUGAAGGGUGUGGUGAGGGACAUCCACAACGCCAUCGACAGGCUGCUGUCCCUGACCCUGCUGGCCUUCGAGGGGCUGAACACCGCCGCCGGCAAGGACCAGUGCCUGGCCUGCAUCGAGGAAGCCUUCUUCCCCCAGCUCUGGGCCCCACUGCUGGCCCUCUACAGCCCCCCGUUGUCUGCCCGCAGGAGCGUGCACCGGCCCCGCGAGGCGGCCCUGGCCCGCAGCAUGGAGCGGCACCGCAACGCCAGCCCCGCCGAGCUGGGGCUGCCCUCCCGGCUCUUCCCCGCCGCCCCUGGCUCGUCCCCCGCCUACGGCGCCGCCGUGGAGGACCUGCGCCUCAUCCCGCUGGAGACGUGUCCCCGCAGGAAGCUGGACUGCAUCGUGCGAGCCCUGCGCAGCAUCUGCGAGUGCGCCGAGGAGUACUGCAGCGCCCGCAACAGCCGCGCCCCCAGCCGCCGGCACCAUCGGUGCGGACGACCUGCUGCCCCUCGUGUCGUUCGCGGCGUUGCGCAGCGGGCUGCCCCAGCUGCUCCCCGAGUGCGCGGCGCUGGAGGAAUUCAUCCACGAGGGGUGCCUGCUGGGCGAGGAGGGGUACUGCCUGACCUCCCUGCGGAGCGCACUGGCUUACCUGGAGACCCUGCCCUGAGCCGCCCCCCCAGGACCCCCAGGGACCCCCCCGGAUGUGCGCGGGCCCGGCGGUGCGGCAGGAGUACCGGCGGAGCCUGGAGCGGGGCCGUGCGGGCGCCUGCCCCGACCCCUCGUUCACCGAGAGGCUGCGGCAGCGGCUGCGGGCGGAGCCGGGGCUGCUGCGGGCCCUGCAGGACGACGCCGAAGCCCUCCUGGCCCGGGGGCUGCGGGGCCGCCGCGAGCUGGAGCCGGCGCUGCGGGGCCUGGCAGGCCGCCUUCGAGCUGCUGGAGCGGGCGGCCCUCAACCUCUACCUCUUCCCCUGGCGCAAGGAGUUCGGCACCGUGCAGACCUUCUCGGGGGCCUACGUGCACUCGCUGCGGGCGGCGCUGCCCGAAGCUGAUCUCCUGCGGAGUUUUGGGCGCCUGGGCUACGCACGACGGGACGAGCACCGCCUGGCCGUGUGCCGCCGGCCCCCGGGCACUGAGCUGGCCGCUGCCGCCUGCGGCUUCUUCGCCUGCCGGCUGGAGUGUGAGAUCCUGGCCGAGGUGCUGCAGCGGCUGCGGCCCCGCCGGGUGCGUGCCGAGGAGCUGCUGAAGGCCCGCGGCCUCGCCCGCGACGUGGAGGCCUGCGUGGAGAUGCUGCGGGAGCUGGCGGCGGGAGGAGGCGAGGUGGCGGCCGCCUGCGAUGACGAUGACGACAUGGAUCUGUACCAGGAGAUGCCGGAGAACCCCGGGGACGGCGGGGAGCAGGAGCUCAGCCCCCCAGCGCCAAGCUCCAGGCUGUGGAGGGACCCCGCGGGGCUGCAGGAGGCCCAGGACGUGCUCGGGAGGAGCUGGGACCUCUGUGAACACAGCGAUCUCAGGCGGGAGCUGCUCCCCACCAUCCCCAAGCCGGACGCUUCCUCCUCCUCCUCCUCCUCCUCUUGCUUUUUCCUGGAGCAGGAGCUCAGGGGGGCCGGCGGCAGCCCCCAGAUGCUCCCCCCAACCUGGCUGCCCCCUGGGGAGCCCCCACCCGGCAGCCAGGCCGAGGCUGUGCCCCUCGGCGCCCCGCAGGAAGCGCCCGAGCUGCCCUGCUACCAGCUGCACUCGUGCCUGCAGCAGGGCACGCUGCCCUCCUACUGCUGCACCACCUGCCAGCAGCUGCACGCCGGCACCUGCGCCGCCGGCCGGGCCUGCCGCAGCCAGCACCGGGGCCAGGAGCUGCGCGGCGAGAGGCAGCAGCGCCUCUGGCUGCAGAGGACAGAGGUGGACAUGCUGCUGGCCGACAGCUCCAGCCCCCGGCCCUAGGAGGGCAACGCCAGGGGUGCUGCUGGUUGCCGAGCUCCUGGACGUGGUGGGGUGGUCUGAGGAGGGUGGGCACAACGGGCCCCUGCUCCAGCUGCUGCUGUAAAUGGCUCCGUGCGUCCCAGUAAAACGUGGCUGCCUCGCGG
Messenger RNA from Anas platyrhynchos (mallard), 3363 nucleotides. The record is from RefSeq and is a predicted model, not a curated record. Lineage: Eukaryota; Metazoa; Chordata; Aves; Anseriformes; Anatidae.